UCUGUGUGGGCGUGGCCAGUGACGUGUUUCCGGACCAGGCGACCGGACGGAGCUGAUCGACGCAGCCGCGCUGAGAAACAACCAACGAGUGUCGGAACAGUCGAGUGGAACCGAGGGUCGCGGUUCGACCACAGCUCGGUGUCGACGCCUCGUUAGACGAGGAAGAGGAGGAAGAGGAGGAGGAAGAGGAAGAGGAGGAGGAGGAGGAGGAGGAAGCUUGACUGUCAGCCAUGGAAGCCGAGUUUCGGGAAAUCGAUGACAACGGGAGCUGGACCGGGGUUUACCAGGAGAUCCGUCAUCAGUCUCGUGAUCUUCCCUGUACAUUCGCCAAGUUACCAGAGAACAAGACUCGGAAUCGUUACAGAGACGUGAGCCCAUUCGACCACAGCAGAAUCUGUCUGCAGCUCGGAGCCAACAACUACAUCAACGCCAGCCUCAUCACGGUGGAGGAGGCUCAGAGGAACUACAUCCUCACUCAGGGACCUCUUCCGAACACUUGUGGUCACUUCUGGGAGAUGGUUUGGGAGCAAAGGAGCCGCGGAGUGGUGAUGCUGAACCGGGUCGUGGAGAAAGGAUCCGUUAAAUGUGCCCAGUAUUGGCCGCAGAGAGAAGAGAGAGACGCCAUCUUUGAUGACACCGGUUUCAAGCUCACGCUGGUCUCAGAGGAUGUUAAGUCUUAUUACACCGUCCGUCAGCUGGAGCUGGUGAAUCUGUCUACUCAGGAGACUCGUGAGAUUUUACACUUUCACUACACCACCUGGCCGGACUUCGGGGUUCCAGAGUCUCCCGCCUCCUUCCUCAACUUCCUGUUCAAGGUGCGAGAGUCCGGGUGUCUGAGUUCGGACCAGGGCCCGGUGGUGGUCCACUGCAGCGCCGGCAUCGGUCGCUCAGGGACCUUCUGUCUCGUGGACACCUGCCUCUUACUGAUGUCCAUUCGUAAAGACUCGUCCUCGGUGCGGAUUCGCGAUGUGCUGCUGGAGAUGCGACGCUAUCGAAUGGGUUUGAUCCAGACGGCAGAUCAACUCCGCUUCUCCUACGUCGCAGUCAAUGAAGGAGCCAAGUACAUCAAGGGAGACACGUCCCUGCAGGAGUCGUGGAAAGAGCUCUCGAACGAGGAAGACGACCCUCCAGAGUUCACCCCUCCUCCUCCUCUUCCUCCUCCCAGAGACCCUCACAACGGCCCUGAGCCAACAUUUUUCCCUGAAAAGGACGAGAUCAUCGGGCACGUGGAGAGCAGGACUCUGGGGUCCUCACAGGAGUCGCAGCUGAGAAAGAGGAACAUCGCUCCGUCGGAUCAGCUCCAAGGUCACAUGGUCCGAGACCCGACCGCUGGAGCUCCGACCACAUCUAACCAGCAGCAGGAGGAGGAGGCGGAGCAGCAGCAGGAGGAGGCGGUGCAGCAGCAGGAAGAGGCGGAGCAGCAAAAGGAAAGCUCUCUUGUGCCAGGGGCGUGGCCCCCUCUACUGGCCAACGUGUGCCUGUGCACGGUCCUGGCUCUCAGUGCGUAUGUCUGUUAUCGAGCUUAUUUCCACUGAUGUCUGCCCCCCUCUAGGGGACCACGCCUUGUUUCAUUCAGUGAUUGCAGUGGAGGGGUUGGCUGGUUGGGAAUAAGUCCCGCCUCCUUAUCAUCCAGACCUUCUGUCAGUGUCAUGGAGACGCUCAGGGACAUGAUCCUACAUAUCGCAUCAGUUGAGGAAAAGGGUUUGUUGUAGCCGCCUGUUCCGUGAACCAGGAUCCUCACUUGUACGACUUCUUCCACUUCAUCCUUCACCAAUGUGUCCGUUAUGAUUUCAAGUUUUCCGUCUUUAGCGACACAAACGGAUUAGAAGCCGUAGAUUCAGAUCUUUGACCAGCUUGAAAAUAUAUCAGAAACAGAAACACAGACGGUUAUCCAGGGUGUGUGUGUGUGUGUGUGUGUGUGUGUGUGUGUGUGUUUGUGUGUGUGUUUGUGUGUGUGUGUGUGUGUGUGUGUGUGUGUGUGUGUGUGUGUGUGUGUGUGUGUGUGUGUGUGUGUGUGUGUGUGUGUGUGUGUGUGUGUGUGUGUGUGUGUGUGUGUGUGUGUGUGUGUGUGUGUGGUAUUGUGUGAUGUGAUGAUUCUAGAAACGUUAUAACAGUGAGAUCAUGUUCACAUUGACACUGGAAUGAUACCAACGUCUUUUCUUAUGAAAGGUGUUAUAACCGUCUGAAAGCAGCUGAGGCGUGUUGUGAAGUGGUCAAGUGUGUGUUCGGACGGGGACACACACACACACACACACACACACACACACCAGCAAUACAAACAUGUCAUGUGACUCUUUACUCCAGUAACUAAGGAACAAACCAAAAACCAAACACCAGCACAGGGAUGAAAACAAACACUGGUGGUGCAGAUGUUUUGAUGAUUUUUUCCUUCUUUUUUUUUGCCUGCUGCAUUUGUGAAUUGACAUGUUUGUCCUGAGAAGAGAUUAGUUCUGCUGCAGCAUCAGUUCACUUCAGCUGUACUUCCUCUAGAAUGUAUGAACAAUCCAUCCCAGGACACGACCUUAUUAGAGAUAUUUUUAUUUUUUUCAAAUCAGGUUUCAAGUGUGCCGAGUUUUAAUUUUUGUUAUUUUCUGCUUUAACAAAGGGUUAAAUCUCUGCACCAGGUUUUCCUGUUUUCCUGUUUUUCUAUACUUAACCUGAGCUCAAAUACUUGUAUUUUUUUAUUUACAUUUGUUGUUUUCCUUUUUAAAUAAAAAAACAAAACUUACCGGAACAGA
Molecule: messenger RNA, 2738 nt
Organism: Scophthalmus maximus (turbot)
Lineage: Eukaryota; Metazoa; Chordata; Actinopteri; Pleuronectiformes; Scophthalmidae
Product: tyrosine-protein phosphatase non-receptor type 1-like
Exons: 9
Coding region: 231-1535 (434 amino acids)
Biological process (GO): protein dephosphorylation
Molecular function (GO): protein tyrosine phosphatase activity
Source: RefSeq, a predicted model, not a curated record